Molecule: messenger RNA, 628 nt
Organism: Ricinus communis (castor bean)
Lineage: Eukaryota; Viridiplantae; Streptophyta; Magnoliopsida; Malpighiales; Euphorbiaceae
Product: protein CYSTEINE-RICH TRANSMEMBRANE MODULE 13
Exons: 3
Coding region: 213-482 (89 amino acids)
Cellular component (GO): plasma membrane
Source: RefSeq, a predicted model, not a curated record
UCAGUAGCAUAUGCAUGAAAGAGGCAGCAGCCAUUGAUGAAAACUUGCAUGUUUAAGUUAUAUAUAUAUAUGCCCAUUUGAGAACCAGAAACAUUAAACUAGUCUGAAUAUUCAUUCCCUAAACUUCUCCCUGGUUUCUUCACCUCCAUAGAGCCUUUCUUCAAGUUUCUCUAGCUAUUUUGGUUUUCAGAUUUUAAUUUGUUGGCUUCAGAAUGAGUCACUACAGCCAUCAACAAGCUCCAGUGUAUCCUCCACCUCCAACAUCAUAUCCACCACCACCAAGUCAGCUGUAUCCUCCACCACAAGCCCAACAGGGUCCUUAUGUAGCUCCACCUCCAGUUGGUUACCCAAUGAAAAGUGGUGUUGGAUAUAUUCCCCAAAAUCAGCAACCUCCUCCAUCAGAAACUAAACAAAGAGGUGGAUGCUGCAGAGGAUUUUGUGCUGGAAUGUGUUGCUGCUGCCUCCUAGAUGCUUGCUUUUGAGGACUGAUUGUUCCUGAUCCUGUUCAUAUUCUUUUUUGAGCUCUUCGCUUUUCUUGAAGUGCUUUUGUCAUUCUUUAUGUUUUACUUUAUGUUCUAUGUAUUUUGAUUCUUUUAUACAAUAAUAAUACACGAUUUAUUUGUUCGUU